CUGGAAGUAACGUUAGUUGGUGUCCAUCUUUACAUUUUAAAUCCGUGUUUUUGAAGUUGUAUUUUUGAUGUUUUGUCGGUUUAACAAUUCGGUUCAGUUUUAAGGAAAACUGAUUAGGCAAAGUUAUUAAGAAAUCUUUUUUUUUCGUCCACUUUGUUUGUCGAAAUAUGGACAAAUGGCACAAAAUCGACCACACACUCAGUGCGUCAAAAGCACGACGCAGAAGCCGAAAUAUCGACGCCUGGCUGAAACGGGAAGCGCAAAUCCCGAUGUUGAUUUCACUGGUUGGCGCGAGCAAUUCCGGGAAAUCAACAUUCCUCAAACAAAUACGUCUCAUAAACGGAGAUGACUUCAACCAUAAACAACGGCUUAGAUUCAGAGAAGCAAUUUACGACAACAUCAUACAGGGGAUGACAAUGUUGGUCCUAGAACGAAAUAAGUUGGCCAUUCCUUUGCAAAACUCUGCCAAUGAAAUGCACGAGAUAUUAUUUACAUCUAAUGACUUCUGGAAAGUGAACAUUACAGAGCCCAGUGCAUUUCAGCCUUAUGUUGAAGCUGUGGAUUCCCUCUGGAAGGAUUCUGGGAUUCAGGAAACGUAUCGCAGGAGCAACGUUAAGUGGCAUGAGUUUGGUGUUUGCGACUCAGUCAAGUACCACUUUGACAAUAUUCAUCGUAUAGGCCAGCUGGACUAUUUACCACACAAUCAAGACAUUCUUUAUGCACGCAAUCGCAGGACAACCCUAGAAGAGAAGUAUCAUGUGCUCCGUGAUACCCCUUUUGCUGUAGCACAUUUAUCUCACCGCUAUCUUGUUGCAAAGAUGCAGUUUUAUUGUUGUGACACAACAAUACUUUUUAUAAUUGGAUCCAGUGAUUAUGACCGAAUGUCCGCGGACAGCAACUGCCUGGCUGAGUCCCUGUGGCUAUUCAACGCUGUUAUCAAUCAAAGAUACUACAGCAGCAGCACCGUCAUCCUCCUCUUUAACAAAAUGGAUCUGCUGAAAGAAAAAGUCCAGACUGCAGAUAUCCGGAAGCAUUUUCCUGAGUUCCAAGGUGAUCCUCACAGGGUGGAGGAUGUGCAGGAGUUCUUGGUUCAAAGCUUUAAAAUGAGGAAGCUAGAAAACAGCCGGCCGGUUUACUACCACAUGCUCACUGCAGUGGACACAGAGAAUAUUCGGACUGUGUUUAACACCAUUAAAAAUGCAAUAAAAAGCAACAACUUCAAAGACUUUUCACUCCUGUAGGAUAGCGUGUCCUGAAAAGGAGGCUUGUGAGUUACUGAAAACAAAUAAUUACCUUAAAGCAUAGGCCUCAAACCUGAUUCCUGGAGGGCCGCAGCUCUGCACAGUUUUGUUCCAACACUUAUCAAGCACAGCUGAGGCAACUAAUCAAGGUGUUCAAAGCUACUAGAGACUAUAAUGCUGCGUUCACACCAGACACGGAAGAAGCAUCAAGCGUGAGUGAUUUACAUGUUAAGACACGCUGCGGCACGAUACACGCAAAUGAGGGGGCACGAAUGUUCGUAAUAUUUCUAUUAUUUGCUAUUUUAUAACCUCACGUGGAACUCUGAAUCUGUGUCUCAUUUCGGAGUCUGCUACUUUCCAACGGAGGUCGCAUUUCAGUAACAGGCACAUACUUUGAGAGCCUUCCAGACUGAAUGAAUGAAUUAUGCUGUUUUCCCCCAAGGCAACCAGGGGUGCUGAAAUAUAAUUGUCAUUGGAUGGGUUAAAGAGACCAAAACUAAGACAAACGUUCCAGCACAGUAUGCACAUUUUCAGAGCAGAAUAACUUCAGUGUUGUCUUUCAGAUGAACAGGAAUGUUCACUUAUAUAUCUAUAUAUCUAAAAAUAUAUUAUGGUAUUUUUAUGCUUUAGAAGAGUUAAAAACUUACAUACAGCACCUUUAAGUUAAUAGCCUGAACUGCUACAUUUCUAAGUUACAAAAAACACACUUGAAGAUUUGAAUGUUUACAAAUAUAAGACAAGCAUUAUUUUUGCAAUUUGAAAAUAAUGUAGCUAUUGUAUCUAUCAAAAAUAUGACAAUGACUUUCAGUAUUUUACAGUAUAUCUAAUUACUAAUAAUUUUUUUAAAAAUAAUUUUUAAUUUAACUGGGUUCCUGAAACCAAAAAUCGCACAUUAUUAAAUGAUUAAAGUAUUCACUUCAUUUCCCAGUGAUGCGUUGUGGCUGGAAGAGCAUCCGCUGUGUAAAACAUAUGCAGGAUAAGUUGGUGGUUCAUUCUGCUGUGGUGACCCCAGAUUAUUUAAGGGACUAACCAAAAAGAAAAUGAAUGAAGUAUUCAUUUCAAAAUAUCAAAAGAAUUUUGAAAAACCUUUUACAUACAGCUUCUUCAAGAACACCAUCCACCUGACAUUCCAAAGUCUCAAAAAACAAAACAAUUAAACAAAACAGACCUUG
Molecule: messenger RNA, 2413 nt
Organism: Danio aesculapii
Lineage: Eukaryota; Metazoa; Chordata; Actinopteri; Cypriniformes; Danionidae
Product: guanine nucleotide-binding protein subunit alpha-12
Exons: 4
Coding region: 168-1241 (357 amino acids)
Biological process (GO): Rho protein signal transduction; adenylate cyclase-modulating G protein-coupled receptor signaling pathway
Cellular component (GO): heterotrimeric G-protein complex; brush border membrane
Molecular function (GO): guanyl nucleotide binding; G-protein beta/gamma-subunit complex binding; D5 dopamine receptor binding
Source: RefSeq, a predicted model, not a curated record